CCCUCCAUGUGGGUCCAGCGGGAUAAGGGCAACUGGUCUCCUCCUGCUGCCGAUCAGCUGGACUUUUUCCCAGCGACACAGAGGAAGCAAGAAGCCGGUGGGAGGGAGGGGGACGCAGGCAGAGAGCCGCCAGAGAGAACCGAGCACAUCCAGCCGCACGCAGCAGGAGGGCACGGGGUGGCCGCACCAUGUCCUUGAGCCCAAAGCACUCAACUCCCUUCUCAGUCACAGACAUCUUGAGCCCGAUGGAGGACAGCUACCGCAGGUUCGGAGUGAUGGACCCCGCAGCGGGGAGCCUCGGAUCCCCGCUGGGAGCCUACCGGCAGCCGCAGGUCUCGCAGCCCGGUAUGCAGCAUCAGCAGCAGGCGCACCAUCAGCAGCAGCCGCCUCACCUCCACCACCAUCACCAUCAUCACCACCACCACCACCUGUCCUCGUCCUCUUCUUCAUCCUCCUCCUCCUCUUCAUCAGGCUCGGCCAGCGCAGCAGCAGCAGCCGCUCUGGCUCCCGGCGGGCCCUACCACAUGCCCCACGGGGUACCGCAGUUCUCCGGAGCCGUCGGAGGGUUCUGCAACGGCGGCAUCGGGAACGUCGGAGACCUGCCGUCCUACCAGGAGACGGUGAGAGGCGGAGGGGCGGCAGCGGCGGCGUGGUACAGCAACCCGGAGCCCCGAUACCCGACAAUUUCCAGAUUCAUGGGCCCCUCCGCGGGGAUGAACAUGCCCGGGAUGGUGGGCAGUAUGGCCGGGAUGGACUCCACCGCCAAGUCUAUGGUGACGCUGCACGCGGCACCGCGCAGGAAGCGACGCGUGCUCUUCUCGCAGGCGCAGGUGUACGAGCUGGAGCGGCGCUUUAAGCAGCAGAAGUACCUGUCCGCCCCGGAGAGAGAGCAUCUGGCCGGACUCAUCCACCUCACCCCGAACCAGGUGAAGAUCUGGUUCCAGAACCACCGCUAUAAGCUGAAGCGGCAGGCCAAGGACAAGGCCGCGCAACAGCUCCAGCAGGAAGGCGGCGGAGGAGGCGGCGGCGGCGGCUUGUGCGGAGCAACACGCAGGGCUUCGUCUGUGUCCCCGGUCCUCUCCAAGAACUCUAAGGGCUGCCGGACCGACUCGAGUGGGUCGAACCACAGCGGGAACAGGCAGAGCAGCGUGGGGGAUGCCAUGGCGGAGAGCGCGCAGCAGCCGCAGGUGAACCAGCUGUCCUCCACCGAGGAGCUGGAGGAUUUGUCCCCCAGCCCGCCGCUGGGACUGCACGGGCAGAUCAACAUGACGCAGACGGACGCGGCGCUUAUUGAGUACACCAACAGCAUGAUCGGCUCCAACUUACUGUACGGCAGAACUUGGUAGUGAUGCCGAGAGGAGGGCAUCAUUCCGAGUGGAGUUUUCUGCAGGCACGCGCCAAUCUUUUUGUUUUCCUUCCGUGCGUAAAGGUUCGGCUCCUUCUGCACACGCAGUGACUCAAAGGCUGCUUUGAGCAAUAAAAAGUGCACAACUCAAACUGUAAAUUCGAGCCUCGGGCUCGCGCUGACUCUUGAUGAUGGCGCGUUUUCUUCUCCCGUUUCUAAACGAAACAUUUAAGUCUUUUCUCUCUCUUUUUUGUAUUUGCCAGACGUGACUGAGACUGAACGCAGAGAAACUUUAAUUUAAGGAGCUUCAGGAUGAGGCACAGCUUCCGGCGCCUCUCACAUGUUUUUUUUUUUUCAUUUCCAGAACAAAUUAAAUUAUUGCAGGUUCAACAAAGUGGAGCAAUAGAAGCAGCUCAUAAAGACAAAUACCGAACUGAGGCACGUCAUCA
Molecule: messenger RNA, 1794 nt
Organism: Neolamprologus brichardi
Lineage: Eukaryota; Metazoa; Chordata; Actinopteri; Cichliformes; Cichlidae
Gene: nkx2.4b
Product: NK2 homeobox 4b
Biological process (GO): regulation of transcription by RNA polymerase II; cell differentiation
Cellular component (GO): nucleus
Molecular function (GO): RNA polymerase II cis-regulatory region sequence-specific DNA binding; DNA-binding transcription factor activity, RNA polymerase II-specific
Source: RefSeq, a predicted model, not a curated record